GUGUCUCCAAGAGUUACCAAGAUUUGGACGGGCCCAGGGCAGAUCUCCGACCCCCUGACCCUUCAUCAGGAAUGCUUCUCCCUCCAUUCCCCCUGCUGAAAUCCUGCCCAUCUAACAAAGUGCAACUCGAGGGCUUGGGCUUUACGAAGCCUUCUUGGAACCUCCCCCACGUGCUCUUCUGCAUUACACAUGUGUGGGCCUUGUCCGUGCUCUUCCUCCUGGACUCUUUGUUUACUGAAUGCCAUGGACCAGGUCUCCUCUCCCUUUGUAUCUCCACCAAAAACCAGUGCCUGGCGCCAUUUUGUUCAUGGCAGCGGCAUUCAAGUAUUGAAUGAAAAAAGGAAUGAACGUCCGUGGGGAGCUUAAAAUCAGAGGGAGACCCAGCAGUCUAAUCAGUGAAGACAUUUUAUUUGGAACAGUAGCAAGGACAGAAAGGGUAAAAGAGUUACCCGAGUUUGGUGGAUCGGAGAAAAUGGAGUCGUGAAGGAGGGGGAGAGAGUCCCGGAAAGAAAGGGGGAGUAGAAAGGGAAGGCGCCACCAGGCAGAAGUGAAAGAGCUGCGGGAGAGUUGGGAGGCAAGACAAUUGGCUGGGCCCUGGAGGAAAAUAGCUCCUGUUAUCGUAGUAUCAGUGAAAGUCGGAGAAAUGACCUUCCCGGUGCUUCCAUGGCUGGUAGAGGAGGGACAGAGAGCCCGGGUCUGGCUGCCGCAGGCGGAGGCCUGGCUCGAGCCUGAGUCAGAGCCUUCCUCCCAGGGCAGAAACAUUACUUUCCUGUACCACCCCUGCGCCCACCCCUGGCUGAAACUCCAGUUUGCCCGUCUGGCCCGUGGCUGUGUACCCCGCCCCCAACUGAUCCCUCAUCCGGGCCUCACUCAGCAACGGCCUCUGGUCCUGGUUGCCUGGGGGACAUCGCUUGAGAUGGCCCGAGCAGAGCCAGCCUGGGCAGCCCAGUGGCUGAAGAGGAGGAGAAGGGGGAAAAGGAGAGCUUGGCCCCUCCCUUCCAGUGCCCCCUGGCUUCACUGGGCAGAGCUCACCCUAGGCAAGGGACGCCUGUGCCCAGGAGGGAGUGUGCAGGCCCUGGCCACAGCCUUUGCCCUGCGGAGCUGGCGCCCCCCGGGGGCAGGGAUUAAGUCCUGGGGUUCGGAGCACGUUCUUGGAGCCAAGAGGAGGGAGCUUCGAGCCGCCCUUGGUUCCCUGUCCGCAGCCCCUGCUCCCGGGGCCCCUGCGCACUCUUCAGGGCCCCGCGGGCCCCUCACACACAGCCCGGGGGAGGCCGGGGAUAGCCCCGGGAUGGCCAGUCCUGGGAGAGGGGGAGAGAGCAAUGACUCCCGGGCCGCCCACGGAAGCCCCGGGGGUUGCGUCUGUCCGGGGCAGCCCUCCCCGGCCCCCCGGGCAGCCCCUUCCCGGCCGGCCCGGGCUCCCACCCCGCGCACGGAGGAGGCUGCGUGGGCAGCCACGGCCCUGACUUUCCUGCUGGUGCUUCUCACGCUGGCCACGCUCUGCACGCGGCUGCACCGGAACUUCCGUCGAGGGGAGAGUAUCUACUGGGGGCCGCCGGCGGACAGCCAGGACACGGUGGCAGCCGUGCUGAAGCGGAGACUGCUGGCCGCCGGCCCCCGAAGACCCAAGCGCUCCCGUCGGAGACCCCUCCUCCCGCCGGGCCCCGACCCGGAAGGAGGCGGCCUGGGCCCGGACCGCGGGAGCAGUGACAGUGACAGCUCCUCGGCCUGAAGGCAGGCGGCCCCGCCGCCGGGGAGGGGGGCGGGGCGGGGCGGGGGGCGGCCCCAAGCCGGCUCCUCCCCGCCGGGGGUCACCCUGCCACGUGGACGGCGCCGGGCUGGAGCCUCGGCUGGACUGUGGGCACGGCGCGGGCCCCUCCCCGGGCGGGGCCGCUCCCUGGACUAAGAAUUAAAUUAUUUUAGUAGA
This is a messenger RNA of Sarcophilus harrisii (Tasmanian devil), 1924 nucleotides long. It is a transcript of the gene TP53I13, whose product is annotated as tumor protein p53 inducible protein 13. The transcript has 5 exons. Bases 644 to 1729 code for a protein of 361 amino acids. Gene Ontology annotation, cellular component: cytoplasm. The record is from RefSeq and is a predicted model, not a curated record. NCBI's taxonomy places the organism in Eukaryota, Metazoa, Chordata, Mammalia, Dasyuromorphia, Dasyuridae.